GACGAGGCACGAGGCAACAAGGUUGGAAUGGGGCACAGCCAAGCAAGGAGCGGAGGGGGGUGACCCAAGCUCGGUAGGGAGUAGCGUACCAACGUCCAGUUUUGCCGCCACUUUUAGUUUUUCAACAGGACAGGGAGCGAAGCCCGCGUAAUGCAGCGAAGAGCGGAGCGGCUCAAUGGGUUGUCAACACCUUCGCAUUGCAGUUAGCUCUUGCUCUGAAUGGAGCGGGCUAACCGCCAAAAAGGGACUGGCUAGCUUGUGCAUUCAACACGACAAGGAGAGAGGAAGGUUAUGUAGCUACAUGACGACAAGAUCGCCGUGUAGCUAUGCUGAAGUAGAAGACUCAAAGGCUCCACGAGGGAAUGACAUUCUUUAAUCAAAACUUUAUCGUUAUGCCCCCAUGCCUCUGAGGGUUUUGGGAGGAGAGAGGUUAGGUUGGCUAGGGUGGAGAAGGUUGGAGAAGCUGGUGAGGGGGGAGUGAAGGUUCCUUGUUGUAGAAGAGAGUUCUCCAUGACCAUUAUUUAUGUGAGGAAGAAGAGUUCAGAGAAGAAGAAAGAGGUUGGAGGAUAUUGCGACACUUGUUAUUGUGUAUUAUUUAGAUUUAGUCAGAGAAGGAGAGAGAGGCCGGACGACUUGCCGCACUUGUUCUUGUGUAUUAUUCAUUUAGCCUUUGUGUUGAUGUUCAUUUUCAUUCACUGCUUUCACUGUUGAUUGGUUUUAUGCAACACUUGAAUAACAUAGCUUUGAAGUUCGAACUUUUGAAUGGGAUCACUUUACUGUGUGUUACAUCUUCGACGCCACACGGGUCCUACCGGACCCGACUUAGGGCCAAGGGAACACAGUAGGGCCUAAAGGCCCAGACUUGGGGGUACAGCAGGCCGAAAGGCCGCAUUUUGGACCAGACCCGACGGGCAGGCCCAAACGACAUUACCGUUUGGGCCUGGUGGCGCUCUUGAGGCUGCCGCCCGCCGGUCUGAUCUGAACCGACGAUCUCGACGGUUCAGGUCAUGGCCAGGCCUCGCAGCAUUGAGGCCGGCCUCGUUUCCACCGGUACUAAAGACCGGUCCAGGCUCAUUGUGAGGCAUCGAGCGGCUGGACGCUGAGAGAGCGACAGUUCGUUUCGGUGUGAACAGCAGGAGCGCCAGCGCUAUUCUUAGCGCAGCGUAGAGGAGCAGCAGCAGCGCAGCUAGCACAGCAGCGGCAGCGAGCGAGGAGCCAGACAGCGGGCAGCCAUAGCCGACUUCGGCUUCAGGCAGUUGCAGUAGACCAGGUACUCGGGGGUGAGGUCUUCUCCUCCCUCCACAGUCCCUGGUUCCCCUCCUCCUCACCUCUCUCCUCCUCUGUCCUCUCCUUCUUCUUCAGACUUCUUCUUCUUCCUCUUCAGACUUCUUCUUCUUCUUCAGACUUCUUCUUCUUCAGACUGGAGACUUGAUACUAGUUGGACAGAGAUCAUUGUUGGACUUCGGUGGUAAGAGGCUGUGGUACUUACCGGAUUCGAGACUUGGAGAUUUGUUGGGGUUUGAUACUCGGCGGCAUCACAGAUUGGACACUGGUUACAUUAGGACUCUGUACCUCCGACAUUGGUGACUUAUUUUCCACGGCAUUUUGAUCUUGUUCGAUGACAUUUUGGACUACCAUAUCGGUGACCUACUGGAUUCUAUCUCGGUGACAUCUGGCGCUGCCUACAUCUCCCACCUCCUUCGUCUCUCCUCCCACCUUUCAUCUGUGUAUGUGUACGGGGCCUGAGCAUCGUCUAUGAUUGGCUCAGACCCCGCCAUCUCACGAUUGUUUGUGUGUGGAGUGAUAUCUGUGUGAGUCAGUCUAUGUGAGUCAGUCCAUUAAUCAGACUUCCGCUGCAUACAUGCU
Molecule: messenger RNA, 1866 nt
Organism: Chara braunii
Lineage: Eukaryota; Viridiplantae; Streptophyta; Charophyceae; Charales; Characeae
Source: the annotation of a GenBank genome assembly